Molecule: messenger RNA, 2910 nt
Organism: Lineus longissimus
Lineage: Eukaryota; Metazoa; Nemertea; Pilidiophora; Heteronemertea; Lineidae
Product: copine-8-like
Exons: 20
Coding region: 39-1691 (550 amino acids)
Biological process (GO): cellular response to calcium ion
Cellular component (GO): plasma membrane
Molecular function (GO): calcium-dependent phospholipid binding
Source: RefSeq, a predicted model, not a curated record
UGGCGUCGGGUUUUAAUCAGGGUGGUUUUGCUCCUGGGAUGGGGAACGCUGUUCCUUCGUCCCUCGUUGAAAUUUCUGUGGAGUGCAGAAAUCUUGUUGAUAUGGACGUGUUCUCAAAAUCUGACCCAAUGGUUGUGCUGUUUACAUGGGAGGUAUCCGUGAGUUCCUGGAAAGAGUUUGGCAGGACAGAGAUCAUAUGGGACAACCUAAACCCUGUCUUUAUAAAGAAGUUUGUUAUGGACUAUUUCUUUGAGGAGUCACAGAAACUGAAAUUUGAAGUUUAUGAUGUGGAUUCAAAAAGCCGGGAUCUAAGAAAUCAUGAUUUUCUUGGCAGCACUGAAUGUACUCUCGGUGAAAUAGUCAGCAGUGCAAGACUCCAAAAAGCUCUAAACACAAGGAGAGAACAGCAAGGAGGCCCAAAAGUGAACAGUGGAAGUAUAAUAUUAGUUACCGCAGAAGAACUAAGUACGUGUAAGGAAGAGGUUACGAUGCAGUUAUGUGGACAUAAACUUGACAAGAAAGAUUUCUUUGGAAAAUCGGAUCCAUUUUUGGUGUUCUUAAAAUCAAAUGAAGACGGAAGUUUCACUGCGGUCCACAAAACCGAGGUGAUCAAAAAUACACUGAAUCCAACAUGGCGGACAUUUACCGAAAAGGUUCGAACGUUAUGUAACGGAGAUCACGACAGAUCUAUAAAGAUAGAGUGCUACGACUGGAACCAGAGUGGGAGUCAUGACCUUAUAGGUGGUUUCAUAACAAGUCUCCGCGAGCUUGAACGCGGACCAGGACCACAGAAUAGUUAUGAGUUGAUACAUCCAGAGAAGAAGGCAAAGAAGAAAAAAUACAAACAUUCAGGAACUAUUGAACUUCUCUCAGCUAAAGUGGUGGCAGUACCGACAUUUUUAGACUAUAUCAAAGGGGGAACGCAGAUCCAUUGUACCAUUUCUAUCGACUUCACGGCAUCAAAUGGUAAUCCACAGUCACCAACCUCUCUACACUACAUGAGUCCCUACCAGCCAAACCAGUAUGCUCGGGCUCUCAGAGCUGUGGGCGAAAUUAUUCAAGAUUAUGACAGUACAAAGAUGUUCCCAGCCCUUGGAUUUGGAGCACGCCUUCCCCCUGACGGGAAAGUCUCUCAUGAGUUUUUCUUGAAUGGCAACCCAAAUAACCCCUACUGCCAAGGUAUAGAAGGUGUGCUCCAAGCCUACAACCAGGCACUCCGGACUGUACAACUCUACGGGCCAACAAACUUUGCUCCUACAAUAAAUCAUGUGGCUAGAUUUGCUGCAGCUAACAAGUCUGGCUCCGAUUACUACAUCUUACUGAUCAUCACUGAUGGUGUUAUUACAGACAUGCCACAGACAAAGGAAGCAAUUGUGAAUGCGUCUAUGUUACCGUUGUCAAUCAUCAUUGUUGGAGUAGGUGAUGCCGAAUUUGAUGCUAUGGAUGAAUUAGAUGGAGAUGAGGUUCGGCUUAGCUCUAGAGGCAGAGUUGCUGCAAGGGACAUUGUACAGUUCGUGCCCUUCAGGGAGUUUCUCGGCAAUAACACCUUGGCAGUGAGCCAAGCGAGAUUAGCAAAGGAAGUCUUAGCCGAAGUUCCUGACCAAGUGAUAUCUUACAUGAGAGCCAACAAUAUUAAACCACGACCGCCACUUGAAAGACAAGCAACGUUCGCGACGGCUCCGGUUUCAUAGAGAUGAUCAGUCCUUGAGAAAGUUUGAAAUCGUUGCAAGGAAAUAUACUUUUCGGAUCUUACUUCUCCUGAUAGCAGCGAGAGAAUUUGCCAACUAGAAUUCACCAUUUGCUAUCAUUACAUCUAUGAUGGUCCCUCAUAGAAUCUAUUAUGGGAUUCAGAUACGAUGUAAAAUGUGGUUUGUGAUAAUUAUCAUACACUGUCGAUUCUACCAUUGGCCCAUCAAUGAUUCUGUGACAGGAAACUGUGUAGCGGACCAUGGUCCUUCCUGUUCACUCGAGAAUUGAAAAUAAAGCACUUCUGUUGGAAAUGUAUAUUUUAAAGUGCCUUCGCUGCUGACGAAAUAUACACCCUUGUUCUCUUUCACAUUGGGCAGUAAGCCCGCUGUAGAAAAUUUAUCUUCUUAAUGUCUGUCCAUUUAUUCAAAAAAUAUAUUAUAUUGUGAUUUUACAUGUGUUACGUAUAUUUAGAGAAUAGGUGGUGGGUAUACGGAACUCCUAAUCAUGUUCAUGGCUCAUUGUUGUCAGUGUUUGAUCCUAAAGGCUUUUCAGAAGUAAAAGUGCAUGUCCUUUUGGGCCACAUUAUUUUGCAUCAAGCAGUUAUUCCUCACAUGGCCCAAGAUUUGGGUAAGCAACCCGACUUUUGAAAUAAAAUCGUUGGGAAAUGUGUAGCAAUUGCAUUUGAUAAAAUGGAUGUUUUAGUGCUGAUGGAUUUGAAGUAUGUUAUUGUACAUAUUAAUCAUGGACUUCAACAAUAUGUAUAUGUAUAAUUCACACGUAGAUGGUUCGCCCAUGAUAAUAGCAUGCUUCCAGUGAAGAUUUCAUCGUCCCGAAAGUGUCUUCGUAUAGAAAUGCGUGCAGUUUUGAUAAAUAUGUAAUAAGCCCAUUAAUAAUCCAAAAGCCCAAUAAUCAAUUCCUGUGUGAUAUCUUGUAUACCCAAAAUUACCUUAUCCUGUUCCCAGAUUGAUGAUCUUUUGCAUCCUUUGUUUAUAAACCCCGCAUUGUCCAUCAUUCCCUACCUUUUUCCUUCUCUGUUUGAGAUUAUUUUUAAAACAUGAAAUGUAGAGCUGCUAAUAUAAGAUAUGCUUCAUAGUUUAUAUGUCUACAUUCAGUGUACUUCAGAUAGUGCAGAUUCUCCCCUCUUUUAUUAUACACCAGUAGCUACUCUUAUCUAUCAUGUGUUUGUACAUUUUAUUUUAUAAAUAAAUAACAUUUACUAAA